AUGGCGCUCCUUUACGGGAUAUUGUCAAUUGCAAUUUCUAUCCUCACAAUCCUUCAUUUCUACUCCCGGCUGGUCGCCCGCAGACCGAGAUUCCACUCUAAAGACGGGAAAUUCCGAGAUUUCGUUGAACAACAUGUUCCGAUUCUGCAGCAGAUCUACGAGCCAUGCUGGUGGUGUCCAUGGGGAAUCCCGCAAACACUGUUUCGCGUUCUUUUGAGACGCCUUCCAAAACUUCCGUUCGAGCGUGAGAUCGUAGAACUGAAUGAUGGUGGCUGUCUGGCUAUUGAUUGGCUGCAUCCAAAGAAUGGGAACCAGGAUACCCCAAUUCUGUUGAUGCUUCCAGGGAUGACGAGCUCAACUCAUGAUUGUGCUUACAUUUUGUACUCGGCACGACUGGCUAACCGCAAGGGAUAUCGGGUGAUCGUCGUUAAUCCACGUGGUCUUGGAGGGGUUCCAUUAAAAACAGCGAGAACCUAUAACCCUUCAAAAAUUGAUGAUCUUGAGACGGUGAUCACGUUAGUAACUAAAAAAUACCCAUCAGCUCGUAAAAUGGGUGCCGGCUUCAGCUUGGGUGGAAUGUCCCUCUUCAACUAUCUGAGUGCAAAGUGCAAGAAUACGGUAGGCCUCCAUGCCGCCAUGAUCAUCUCCUCGCCGUGGGACCCAAUCGAGGCGUCAUUUGUCAACGAGCGUUUCUGGCCUAGGAUCUUGUUCAACAAAUUUUUGGCCGGAGUCUUGCGUGACUACGUGAAGCCGUACAAGCAUCUAUUCGAAGACAAAUUUGACUGGGACCGAGCGAUGAAUUUGAAGAGCGUCCGAGAAUAUGACCAUUUCGUCACAGCACCACUUUUUGGGCAUAAUGACUGGGCAGAAUACUAUCACCAAGCCUCGCUAUAUCAUCAUCAUAAAAUCCAUGGCAUCCCGGUGCCGACAUUAUGCCUAAAUGCUCGAGACGACUGCUUCAGCCCGUUGUCUAGUAUUCCGUUUAAAGAGAUCCAAAACACAAAAAAUUUGGUGUCGGUGACGACAAAACACGGUGGCCACCUCGCUUUUAUGAGAUCUGGAAACCCAUCGGCUUUGGGACUCGACGAAAUGGCACUUUCUCAGUUCUCAGAUGCUCUGCUCAAUGGGGAUAUGGAUAUCCUUAUGGUGGAUACGGUGGAUACGGAGGAUAUGGAGGAUAUUAUGGCCGACCGUGGCAUCAUCAUCACCAUCAUCACCAUGGAUGGUGGGGACGCAAGUAGACGUGUCAUGUACAAA
Molecule: messenger RNA, 1257 nt
Organism: Mesorhabditis spiculigera
Lineage: Eukaryota; Metazoa; Nematoda; Chromadorea; Rhabditida; Rhabditidae
Source: the annotation of a GenBank genome assembly